AAGUUAGAGGGCCUUCUUGAGCUAGUUGAGGUUAGUGAGGAGAGAGAGGAGAAAGAGGGAUAUCGAGCCUUGUUUGGUCUCGUGGAGUUGCAGUUUAAUGCCUAAGAAGCUCUACAGGAAUUAGAAAGUUAGAUGGCGGAGCAAUCGGAAGAAAUGCGGUCGCUGGCACUGACCCCUACGUGGUCUGUGGCCACCGUGUUGACGAUCUUUGUUGCGGUUUCUUUGCUGGUGGAAAGAUCCAUACAUCGACUAAGCAACUGGUUGAGGAAAACCCAUAGGAACCCGCUUUUUGAAGCAUUGGAGAAAAUGAAAGAAGAACUGAUGCUACUAGGCUUUAUAUCACUGCUUUUGACGGCCACCUCAAGAACAAUUUCAAGUAUUUGCAUUGACUCAAAGUUCUAUGAUGGUCAUUUUUCUCCAUGCACCAGAGCUGAGGUUGAGGAUGGCACAGAUGCUGAGACUGACACUCCUCAGGAUCGCAAGAGACUAAUGGCCUUUGUUCUUCAUCGUUCAAUUAAGAGGGCACUGUCUGAACUCAAUCAGAAGAAGUGUACAGAGGGUCAUGAACCAUUUGUUUCAUAUGAGGGUCUGGAACAGCUUCACCGGUUUAUUUUUGUUAUGGCCAUAACUCAUGUAUCCUACAGCUGCUUAACAAUGUUGCUGGCUAUCGUAAAGGUACAUACUUGGAGAAAAUGGGAAGAAGAGGCUUAUCGAGGUCAACAUGAUACAUAUUCUGAAAUCACCAGAACAUUGACAAUGAGAAGGCAGUCAACAUUUGUAAAGUUUCAUAAAUCAAGUGCUUGGAGCAGAAAUAACUGGGUUGUUUGGAUGACCUGUUUUCUCCGUCAGUUUGGAGGAUCUGUUGUACGAGCUGACUACCUUACCCUCCGCAGGGGUUUUAUCUUGAACCACCACCUUACACCAAGAUAUGAUUUUCAUAGCUAUAUGAUACGCUCCAUGGAAGAAGAGUUUAAGAGGAUUGUUGGUCUGAGUGCACCACUGUGGGGUUUCGUUGUUGCUUUCAUGUUAUGCAAUGUAAAUGGUUCUCAUCUUUAUUUCUGGAUAGCCAUCAUUCCUGUUGCUCUUGUACUUCUGGUUGGUGCCAAGUUACAACAUGUGAUUGCAACCUUGGCAUUGGAGAGUGCUGGCUUGAGUGGAUUUGGGGUUAGAUUAAAACUUCGAGAUGAUCUCUUUUGGUUUAAGAAGCCAGAAUUCUUACUGUCUUUAAUCCAUUUUAUUCUUUUCCAGAAUGCAUUUGAGUUGGCUUCAUUCUUCUGGUUUUGGUGGCAAUUUGGAUACAAUUCAUGCUUUAUCAGGAACCAUUUUCUGGUAUAUGCUCGCCUUAUCUUGGGGUUUGCUGGGCAGUUCCUCUGCAGUUAUAGUACACUGCCCCUCUAUGCAUUGGUCACACAGAUGGGUUCAAACUACAAAGCUGCUCUUAUUCCACAAAGAAUCAGGGAGACUAUCCAUGGAUGGGGGAAGGCAGCAAGGAAAAGGAGGAAGCACCGGCGCAGCAUUGAUGAUUCAACAAUUCAUACAGAGACGAGCACAGUGUGUUCUAUUGAAGAAGAUGAGGAGCUGCUUGACGAUCCCUCUGAUAACUCUUAUGUACGUAUCGAAUUGCAACCGAGAUCUACUACUAAUACUACUGUCAUUGAUAGUGAUCACUCUACAAUUGGUAAUGGACAUUCCAACUAUAGUGGUGCUGAAGCACCUCUUCUCCAGUCAGUUUCUGUACCCUCGUCUCCAACUCUCUCAGGCCUUCAAGGAAAUGGGAUUUCACGGUCGGCUUCUAUGCCAAUAUGGAGGGGUUGAGUGGCAUACAGAGAUGUAAAUGUUUAUGUAGUUUAGAUAGGAUUACUUGUAACAUGUCUGUCCAACUUAAAUGCUUAGUUCUGCAUAUAAACGAGUUCUAAAAAAAUGAUGGGGGUACAGCAAAUCCUUCAAUAGUUCUGAAUAA
Molecule: messenger RNA, 1960 nt
Organism: Elaeis guineensis (African oil palm)
Lineage: Eukaryota; Viridiplantae; Streptophyta; Magnoliopsida; Arecales; Arecaceae
Product: MLO-like protein 14
Biological process (GO): defense response
Cellular component (GO): membrane
Source: RefSeq, a predicted model, not a curated record